This is a messenger RNA of Candidula unifasciata, 1293 nucleotides long. The record is from the annotation of a GenBank genome assembly. NCBI's taxonomy places the organism in Eukaryota, Metazoa, Mollusca, Gastropoda, Stylommatophora, Geomitridae.
AUGGCCACAAACGGUGUAGAUAGCAGUGGUGAAUCCAAUGCUGAUAGGAAUGUUGAAAUCUGGAAGAUCAAGAAACUUAUCAAAAGCUUAGAAGCAGCGAGAGGGAACGGCACCAGCAUGAUUUCCCUGAUCAUUCCACCAAGAGACCAGAUUGCAAGAGUCAACAAGAUGUUGGCUGAUGAGUUUGGAACUGCUUCCAAUAUUAAAAGUCGAGUCAAUAGGUUGUCUGUUCUUGGUGCUAUUACAUCUGUACAACAGAGGCUGAAAUUGUAUAACAAAGUUCCUCCCAAUGGGCUUGUCAUUUACUGUGGGACAAUCAUUACAGAAGAAGGCAAAGAAAAGAAAGUCAACAUUGAUUUUGAACCAUUCCGCCCCAUCAAUACCUCUUUGUAUUUAUGUGAUAAUAAAUUUCACACAGAGGCAUUAACGGCUCUCUUGGCAGAUGACAACAAAUUUGGGUUUAUCAUAAUGGAUGGUAAUGGUGCUCUGUUUGGUACCUUGUCUGGGAACACCCGAGAAGUCUUACAUAAAUUUACUGUUGAUUUGCCCAAAAAGCAUGGUAGAGGAGGGCAGUCUGCUUUGCGUUUUGCUCGUCUGAGGAUGGAGAAGCGACACAACUAUGUCAGGAAGGUUGCUGAAGUUGCUGUGCAGUUGUUCAUCACUAGUGAUAAACCCAACAUUGCAGGCUUAGUCUUGGCUGGAUCUGCUGAUUUCAAAACCGAACUUAGCCAGUCAGAUAUGUUUGACCCGCGUCUUCAAGCAAAGAUUAUCAAAAUUGUGGAUGUGUCCUAUGGUGGUGAGAAUGGCUUCAAUCAAGGGAUAGAACUUGCAGCAGAUUCUCUAGCAAAUGUCAAAUUCAUCCAGGAAAAGAAAUUAAUAGGCCGCUAUUUUGAUGAAAUCUCACAAGAUACUGGCAAAUAUUGUUUUGGUGUUGAAGACACACUCAAAGCCUUAGAGAUGGGUUCUGUGGACAUUCUCAUUGUGUGGGAGAAUUUGGACAUCCAGAGAUUUCUUUUGAAAAAUCAUGCAACAGAAGAUGAAAAAAUAUUGCACUUGAGGCCAGAUCAGGAAAAGGACAAAACAUACUUCACAGAUAAAGAGACUGGAGUGGAGCUUGAGUUAAUAGAGCAGAUGCCGUUGCUGGAAUGGUUUGCAAACAACUAUAAAAACUUUGGCGCUACUCUUGAGAUCAUCACAGACAGAUCGCAGGAAGGUGCCCAGUUUGUCAGAGGUUUCGGUGGGAUAGGAGGUAUAGUUCAAGACUUGUUUCUGCAUUAUUUAAUCCUUCGUUAA